This is a messenger RNA of Racocetra persica, 886 nucleotides long. Lineage: Eukaryota; Fungi; Glomeromycota; Glomeromycetes; Diversisporales; Gigasporaceae. The record is from the annotation of a GenBank genome assembly.
AUGUUUAACUUGUUUAAGAUGGUUAUUCCUUUACUUUGGUGUCGCCCAUUUGCACAUAAACUAGAAAAGGAAAAGGCCGCACUAAUCAUAAGAACAUACGUGUCAUGUCUUGAAGAACAAGGAAGACAACGUUUAAUGGCAGAUGGCAUUAAAUUUCAUGAUUUACCGAAACCAUUUAUCGAUUAUCCAAGAUAUCUUCGAGCGUUCGACUUUGAACAUUUUCGUCAAGCUAUUGAUGAUUCAGUUUCAACUUUAGAAAUUAGCAAUCCAGCAUGUGAUAUAAUAACAACUCUUUGUAGAGAAGUUCUUGGAUAUUGUCUUUGUAAUCGUUCAUCCGGACUUCGAAUUUUAAAAAUUGAUCUAUUAAAUGUUGAACUUUACGGUCCUUUUCUGGAUAUCGCAACGAUACCCGGGAUCGAAAAUAUUUUAUCACAACUUCAAAGAUUUGAAUUACUCUAUCUUUUUGAGACUGAGGAUGAGACGUCGAAAAGACUCUCAUCAUUAUUUACAUUAAUGUCAUCUUGUUCUCAAAAUAUACAUAGCAUUUCUAUAAUUAUUCAUCGAAUGAGAACUCAUCUUCCUUCGUAUUUUAUCGAGUCAUUAGCACAAUUAAUCCAAUCACAAAACAAAUUACGUGCAUUAUCACUUAAUCGAUUUUGGAAUAUGUCAUCAUCAGCAACAAUUUUUACUGCUAUGUUAAAACAAGCAGAAUCAUUAAUUUAUCUUCGUUUCACACCAAAAAAUGAAUAUUAUGAUUUAAUUAACGUUCUAAAAUGUUGUACCAAUUUAGAAACUCUAGAACUAUUGGAUCUUUCGCCAACGAAAGACAGCGAUAUGUCACUUUUAAAUAUACCAAAAAAUAUACUUAACAUUAAAAGACUUUAUU